This is a messenger RNA of Racocetra persica, 177 nucleotides long. Lineage: Eukaryota; Fungi; Glomeromycota; Glomeromycetes; Diversisporales; Gigasporaceae. The record is from the annotation of a GenBank genome assembly.
ACUCUAUGGAAACUUGAUGGACUUGAGGAUAGAAUAAAAGCUCAUAGCGAUUUCAUAGAUUCUAUCAUAAGUUUAAUACCUCCUAAACAUUACUUUAAAAAUUAUCCUAGCAUUUCAGACGAUGAGGACAAGCAAUCUCAUCAUAAAAGAAAAAAAUUUUCCAAAGAAGCUCUCAAG